CUCCCGUGCACUGUGCCGCUCCGCAUGGAUCGGGGCGCCGGGCUGCCGCCGCGCUGAGCCCCGAGCGGAGCCGCUGCGGGCUCCCGGGGUCGCCCCUUCCUCUCCUGCGCCCCCCGGCCUUCCUCCUCCUCCUCUCCUCUCCGCCCCCGCCGCCUGCAGCCCGACCACCGCAGCCGCGGGCACCCGGCGGCGCUUCCCGGCGGCCGGGGCCGCUCGGUGCUCCCGCGGCAGCAGGGCAAGGGCUGGCGUGGAGCAGAGGGAGGAAAGAGGAGGAGGAGGAAGAGGAGGAGGAAGAGGCAGCGGCCGCCGAGCGCCCCUUGGUCCAGCUAAAUCUGUGCUGCCGUGUCCAGGUGCUGGCGUCGCGGACGGUCACGGAGCCCCCAGCCCGGCCCGCAGCCGCCUUGUCAUGCUGCCCAAAGUGGAGACGGAGGCCCUGGGACUCGCCCGGUCGAAUGGGGAACAGGGGCAGAUGCCGGAAAACAUGCAAGUGUCUCAGUUUAAAAUGGUGAAUUACUCUUAUGAUGAAGACCUUGAGGAACUGUGUCCAGUCUGUGGAGACAAAGUGUCUGGGUACCAUUAUGGACUUCUCACCUGUGAAAGCUGCAAGGGAUUCUUUAAGCGAACAGUCCAGAAUAACAAAAGGUACACAUGUAUAGAAAAUCAGAAUUGCCAGAUUGACAAAACACAGAGAAAACGAUGUCCUUACUGUCGAUUUCAAAAAUGUCUAAGCGUUGGAAUGAAAUUAGAAGCUGUGCGAGCUGACCGAAUGCGUGGCGGUAGAAACAAGUUUGGACCAAUGUACAAGAGAGACAGGGCACUGAAGCAGCAGAAGAAAGCUCUUAUCCGAGCAAAUGGACUUAAACUGGAAGCCAUGACUCAGGUGAUCCAAGCAAUGCCAACUGACCUGACAAUAUCCUCUGCGAUCCAGAACAUCCAUUCUGCCUCCAAAGGCCUACCUCUGAACCACACUGCCUUGCCUCCUACAGACUAUGACAGAAGUCCCUUUGUAACCUCUCCGAUUAGUAUGACAAUGCCACCCCACGGCAGCUUGCAAGGUUACCAAACAUAUGGCCAUUUUCCAAGCCGUGCUAUCAAGUCUGAGUACCCUGACCCUUACACUAGCUCACCAGAGUCAAUAAUGGGAUACUCAUACAUGGAUAGUUACCAAACAAGCUCACCAGCAAGUAUUCCACAUCUGAUAUUGGAACUUCUCAAGUGUGAGCCAGAUGAGCCACAAGUCCAAGCUAAGAUCAUGGCAUAUCUGCAGCAGGAGCAAGCCAACAGAAGCAAACAUGAGAAGCUCAACACAUUUGGGCUUAUGUGUAAAAUGGCUGACCAAACCCUCUUCUCCAUUGUUGAGUGGGCUAGGAGUAGCAUCUUUUUUAGAGAACUCAAGGUUGAUGACCAAAUGAAGUUGCUACAGAACUGCUGGAGUGAACUCUUAAUUCUAGAUCACAUUUACCGGCAAGUGGUACAUGGGAAAGAAGGCUCCAUCCUUCUGGUUACCGGGCAACAAGUGGAUUAUUCCGUAAUAGCGUCGCAAGCUGGAGCCACCCUCAACAACCUUAUGAGCCAUGCACAAGAACUAGUAGCAAAGCUUCGUUCCCUACAGUUUGAUCUACGAGAAUUUGUAUGUCUCAAAUUUCUGGUGCUGUUUAGUUUAGAUGUCAAAAACCUAGAGAACUUCCAGCUUGUGGAAGGUGUUCAGGAACAAGUGAAUGCUGCUCUGCUGGACUACACAAUGUGUAAUUACCCACAGCAAACUGACAAAUUUGGGCAGCUUCUCCUGCGACUACCAGAAAUCCGGGCCAUCAGUAUGCAGGCUGAAGAAUACCUCUACUACAAACACCUGAACGGGGAUGUUCCGUGUAAUAACCUUCUCAUUGAGAUGCUGCAUGCAAAAAGAGCAUAAAUUAUACCCAUUAGAGCUUCUGCUUUCAAGGAAAAAGAUAUACUCUGAACUGCUCCGAGCAACACUAAUUAAAACGUGGUUUUAAGACUUUGAAAAAUGGUAUAAUAAUCAAAUACUAAUAGUAAAUAAGUGAUGUAUCAGGGUAUUUGUAUUGCAAACUGUGAAUCAUAUGCUACACAUCCCCAAAGGAAUAUCUACAGGACUUUAGACUGGAGUGAAGCGAACUUAACAAGUGGAUACUGUCACCAAUGUCAACAUGAAAAAGGACAGAAUGAUUCUUGUAUAUUUAACUCUGCUGAUGGCCAAUAUGAAGAAAUCUAGGAAAAAAAAAAACUGAUCUGUAUUAUCAAGCUAAGGUAGUGGGGAAUUUGAGUGCACUAAAUUCCUUCAUUGUAUAGCAGGACUUCUAAAACAGUUGUACUAGAUGCAAAGCUGCAUCCAUAGCAUCUUCUACCAUCCUUCCAAGGACCCAACACUUACUUCUUCUGUGAUAAACAAUGUGGCAUCCAUUCAACAAUCUGUAAGAGAGAGCUGGCACAGGCCACAUGCAAUGUAGUAUGGCCACCACAUGCUAUGAGGCCAGUUUUGACUGUCUCUCAGGCGUGCAAAUAGCUAAUAUGAAGUGUUAUCAAGUGAGCUUGGCAUUCUUACUAUGUUCUGAAGUUUGUUUUGUCACGUGUUCAUGUUGUUAAAUCAGGCAGUAUCCCUCUUCUACUACUGUCAUUGGCUAGCAACUAAAUAUCAAAGAUAAACGUGCCAAAAAUACUAGCCAAAUCAGCUAUACACUUACUAGUGCAGUGGCUAAAAUAUGGAUCUGCUAUAUAUUCAUGGCCAUUUUCAAAUAAAGGAAACUCAGAUAUUUUAAGCACCACUAAUUACAGCUUUUUUGACAAAAUGUCCUUUCUAAGGCACUGAAUAUCGAUGUUAAAACAAACAAAAAAAAAAGAUAAAAAAGAACUAAAAUGCAUUUAGCAAUGCAAGAAUAGACAAGUAAAUUGUUUGAGCUGAUGAUACCACAGAGCUUAUUAAAAAAUGGUCUUUAAAAAUUGCCAGUAAUUAAGAUAUCAACUCAAACAUCCAGUAUCUAAUGAAACUUGGUGUUGUUUUUUUUUGUGUUUCUUUUUUUUUUUUUUUUUUGGAAGUUAGGUAAUACACAUAUUUUACGCAAAGAAAGAAGAGUGAUACUGCUAUGUCUAUGUAGGCCAAAGUCUGCUGCAGAACAAAUAUUAGAGAAGAACAAACAAUUCUCUCUCUGUCCAAAUGAAGAUAUCAGUAUUAACAUGUAGUGCCACAGUUAUAAGUCUUGCCUUAUUUCAUUAUCCUUAAAGGUAACUGUGCAGGUGUGGAUCAACAUACAUUUAAAAUAAAGUAUUAAUCUCUAACAUUAACAAAAACAUAGUGUUUACAUUCUUUAGGUCCUGUGGGAAAAAACUGUGACAAAAUUGCAAAGCAGUGAUUUCCUUAAUAUUGCUUUCAAAUUGGUAAUUAUUUUACCAGUACUUAAUUACUGUAUGUCGUGAGACACUAAAAUCAAUAGGGGGGGAUUUCAGUUUGACUUUAAUUUUUGAGAUUAUCGGCUGUACAAUCACUUGUAGAAACUGUAUAAAAUCCUAAUCCUUUGAUUUUUUUUUUCAUGAAGAUUGCUGGCUUUUGAAUAGUUUAUUUAUAUUGUAUAUGAUAGUUUCCACUGUAGACAAUUACGAUGCUAAUUUAUUGUUCUUUGGUUUCAUCUUUAUAUAAGAUAUAGCCAGAAUGAAGAAGCCAAAUAUAUGUGUUUACUGUAGCAUGUCUUCAAGUUAGUGGAACAUAGUUCAGGGACACACAAGGGUCUUCACAAAUUAAAAUCAUUUACUUGAUUAAAUGUCUGUAAAUCUUCAUAAUCCUAACUGUAGUUUAUUUAAAUCUAUUGUAAAUUAUGUGAGUUGUAGCUUUUUCUGUUUCAUGUGAACUUGAAAAGGUGCAUUCUCUUAAUUUUUUCCAAACAUUCAUACAUUGUAUACCAAAGACUUUAGUUAUUACAUCUGCAUUAGUACAAAACAUGUUAUUUUAAUCGCCUGUAUUAAUCAGCUAUAAUAUUCUGUCCACGCAUAGGGUACAAACACAGCAAAGCCUAAUGUCUGCAACUCCUAGAUGCCUGCCUUGUACCACAGAACACAUGCACUGUAAUACUGACCAAAAGCAAACCAAAUACACGUCUCAUAGUCAUCCUACACAACAGGCAUGGCAGCACUAUUUAAAUAACAGCAUUCUUCCUCAAACAAACUAAAUUAACCGAAAGUAAGAUGCAGGUGGCAAUUGACAGUGACUGUGACAUACUUAUACCCACAUGUAUAGUGAGUAUAAUGAUGAGUGCAGUCAUUCCUUCCCUUUUUAAAAGAAAAACAAAACAUAUUUCAAGUGUUCACAUUCUGUAUUUUCUUUUCUUUUUUUCUUAUUGAAAUGCUACAGUGAAUCUCACUGAAUAUUAAAGAAAAAAGCUCAAAAAAAUGUUGCUAACCAUAUUCACAGCACCAUUAUCUAUAUACAUGACAAAAUAAUUAAAAUAGGGAUGUAAGAGAAAAGUAGAAUUUUUCAUACAGUUUAAUAGAAACAAUUGCUAGUAAACUAACGUGUAUUUGCCCAUAUCUGUGGUUCCAAGAAUCCCACUAGAUUGCCCAAAGUUUGCGAACAAAAAGAAAAAAAAAGAAAAGAAAAACACCCUCAUGUUAAUUGUUAACUAGUUUGUAACCAGACAUUUACUUCUGACUGCCUUAUCGAUUACAGGACAUGUCAGUAAAAGCAGACUAAAAUUCAAAGGUUUUGGCUUUGGCUGGUUUAUUAUAGUCGUUCUGUGUUUGUAAACAGACAAUCUGUAAAGUCUGACUGUUUGUAUUACAGAUGUUCUGCAGCUGCCUUGGAUUUAAAUCCAUGCAACUUUUAGAAUGUGCAGUGAUUUACUUGUUGAAGUUGAAGUUCUCUUACUGUAUCGGUGAAAUACAUAUUGUCACGUCAGUUCUUGCCAGGAGUUUCUCAUCACCAAUGGAUUUUUUUUCCAGUAUUCCAAUAAAUAUUGAU
Molecule: messenger RNA, 4966 nt
Organism: Cygnus atratus (black swan)
Lineage: Eukaryota; Metazoa; Chordata; Aves; Anseriformes; Anatidae
Gene: NR5A2
Product: nuclear receptor subfamily 5 group A member 2
Exons: 7
Coding region: 407-1912 (501 amino acids)
Biological process (GO): regulation of transcription by RNA polymerase II; tissue development; hormone-mediated signaling pathway
Cellular component (GO): RNA polymerase II transcription regulator complex
Molecular function (GO): RNA polymerase II cis-regulatory region sequence-specific DNA binding; zinc ion binding; nuclear receptor activity
Source: RefSeq, a predicted model, not a curated record